AUGUCGCCGCCAAUGCUUCGUAUGCUCUGUUUCACGUUUUUCCUUGCGAUUUUGUCUAUACAACAAUGUAUUUGUGCAUAUUCGCCGGAAAAUUCUCCAAGUCCGGCGCCGGUAUCAGGUGGAGAUCUAGGUUCUCUACCGCCGAUCGCUGCAGCUCCUAAAACUCCGUCACCGUCACCGUCGCCGUCACCUUUGGCCAAUGUGAGUUCUCCUCCGGCGUCUCCGCCGACAGAUCACUCUACUAAUUCUGCUCCGGCGCCGUCACCUGUAAGCGGAGAUAAUACUACUCCGACUCCUGCCUCGGCUCCCGUAGCAGAGCCUCCAUCUCCUUCUCCUUCUCCAGCUCCGAGUGAUGUAGCGGCGAGUGAUAUAAGCCACGAGAGUAAUACGGCGGAGGUGGAUGAAUCGUCAUCGUCGGACGGUGGAAUGAACGGAGGAAAGAAGGCAGGAGUAGCAUUUGGAGUAGUCGCGGCAGCGUGUGUUGUAGGUCUCGGAGCAUUGGUGUACAAGAAGCGCCGGCAGAAUAUCCGACGAGCACAGUUCGGGUACGCUGCCCGGAGAGAUUUUCUUUGAGUUGCAUGCUUCAUAUAUAUGCAAAUCUUUCCACAUAUAUCUCACAU
This is a messenger RNA of Solanum verrucosum, 620 nucleotides long. Its product is annotated as classical arabinogalactan protein 4-like. The transcript has a single exon. The coding region runs from base 1 to 573 and encodes 190 amino acids. The record is from RefSeq and is a predicted model, not a curated record. Lineage: Eukaryota; Viridiplantae; Streptophyta; Magnoliopsida; Solanales; Solanaceae.